AUGGGAUCCGUUGACGCCAUCCAACCAGAGUCUACCACCGUCGACUAUGAUGAUCUCAGUUCCAUCAUCUGCCACUAUGCAGAAUGGCACAAGGCAGACGAGGAGAGUAUUAUGAAACCGUACGCCUACAUCACAUCACAGGCCGGAAAGGAAAUCCGCACACAGAUGAUAAACGCCUUCAACAUCUGGCUCGAUGUCUGCGAGGACAAGCUGAAGACCAUCAGUCGCAUCGUCAGAAUGCUGCACAACGCAAGCUUACUCGUCGAUGACGUCGAAAACGAGUCGCAGAUACGCCGUGGAAUUCCCGUCGCCCACAAGAUUUAUGGAAUCCCGCAGGUCAUCAACACAGCCAAUUAUGUGUACUUCCAAGCCUUUCAAGAAAUCUCGGAGCUGCAGGCUUCGUCCCCUAGAUGUGACGUCCACGCCAUCGUCGUCGACGAGCUCUUGAACCUCCACCGAGGGCAGGGUCUUGAUCUCCUAUGGAGAGACACGCUCACUUGUCCUUCCGAGAAAGAAUACAUCUCCAUGGUCAACAACAAAACGGGCGGACUCUUUCGACUGUCUGUUAGGCUCAUGAUAGCGAACGCCAGACGGAACUUUGACGUCGACUACAUACCCCUUGUGAAUCUCCUUGGUAUAUUCUUCCAGAUUCGCAAUGACUACUGCAACCUACGUUCACGAGAGUACGCUACAAACAAAGGAUACGCAGAAGACCUCACCAAGGGAAAAUUCUCCUUCCCCAUUGUGCACGGUGUGAAUGCCGAUCGCAAGAACCAUUCGCUACUGAACAUUUUGCAGAAGCGGCCCUCCACACCGACGCUCAAAAACUAUGCAAUCUCCUACCUCGAGAACCGCACUCGAUCGCUCGAGUAUACUCGCAACGUGCUCUACAAAAUUGAAAAGCAGGUUCGCCACGAGCUCGCGCGUCUCGGGGGAAACAAGAGUCUAGAGGCCAUUGUGGAUUUGCUGACCAAGGCGGAUGGAGCGCCCGACUUGCAGGCGGAAACGAACUGA
Molecule: messenger RNA, 1014 nt
Organism: Fibroporia radiculosa
Lineage: Eukaryota; Fungi; Basidiomycota; Agaricomycetes; Polyporales; Fibroporiaceae
Exons: 9
Coding region: 1-1014 (337 amino acids)
Biological process (GO): isoprenoid biosynthetic process
Molecular function (GO): prenyltransferase activity
Source: RefSeq, a predicted model, not a curated record